GAAGCUGCCGAUCCCGUGGGGCCCGCUGCUGCGCACGCCGGGGCUGUGGGCCUGCGCCUCCAUGCACCUGGGCAUCGGCUGGGCCUUCUUCACGCUGCUCACCUGCCUGCCCACCUACAUGGCCAACAUCCUGCACUUCGACAUCAAGAGUGUGGCGCUCGUGGGCUGCGACACGCCCGCCAUCCUCGUGCUGCUCGCGCUCAACGGCCUCUUCCUCGGCGCCCAGUACACGGGCAACUCCAUCAACCUGCUGCUGCUCGCGCCCAACUUCUCCGGCACCAUGCUCGGCAUCUCCAACACGUUCGCCAACGGCGCCGGCAUCCUCGCGCCCUACGCCGUGGGCUUCCUCACCAACGACAACCAAACUGUCGCUGCCUGGAACACUGUCUUCUACAUUAGUGCUGGCAUUGGGGUUGUGACUUACAUCAUUUAUCUUAUUUUGUGUCAAGGAGAAGUUCAACCAUGGAAUGACCCACUAAAUUCAGAUGAUAUGUUUGAUGGUGAAAUGAAGAAAACGCUCCAUGCUACAUCAGCAGGCAUAGAAAAUCCUGCUUACACUCCAUGAUCUCAUAACAGCUCUCACAAAUUAAUUCCUUGACUGUGAUAUGUUCUAAUGCAGCAAAGAGUAAAGUGU
This is a messenger RNA of Frankliniella occidentalis (western flower thrips), 634 nucleotides long. RefSeq names its product sialin-like. Lineage: Eukaryota; Metazoa; Arthropoda; Insecta; Thysanoptera; Thripidae. The record is from RefSeq and is a predicted model, not a curated record. Gene Ontology annotation, biological process: transmembrane transport; monoatomic anion transport. Gene Ontology annotation, molecular function: transmembrane transporter activity.